AUGGAAAAUUUCCUCAAAAAGUUAAAAGGAAAAUUGUCAAUGGAAAAUGUUGUCGAGCUGGUAGAAGAUGGUAAAGUCAUUGACGAAGAUGAAUUCAAAGAAAAUAUAAAUGAGGCAGCUGACGAAAUAAAUACAAAUAGUUAUUUGAUAUCUAAAGUGAAUAGUAUUAAAAAGCUUCAACAACCUGAUGAGAACAAAAUUGAAAACGAUUUAAAAGAUUCAGAUUCCGCUAGCUCUAACUUAAACGUAGAAAAUGCUAAUGAGGCCCAAGAAGAGCACUCGAAACCUCACAACAGAGACCUCACUUUCUUUUUU
Brenthis ino (lesser marbled fritillary) is the source of this 315-nucleotide messenger RNA. Lineage: Eukaryota; Metazoa; Arthropoda; Insecta; Lepidoptera; Nymphalidae. The record is from the annotation of a GenBank genome assembly.